Molecule: messenger RNA, 1544 nt
Organism: Manis pentadactyla (Chinese pangolin)
Lineage: Eukaryota; Metazoa; Chordata; Mammalia; Pholidota; Manidae
Gene: FGF18
Product: fibroblast growth factor 18
Exons: 5
Coding region: 107-730 (207 amino acids)
Biological process (GO): cell differentiation; fibroblast growth factor receptor signaling pathway; animal organ morphogenesis
Cellular component (GO): cytoplasm
Molecular function (GO): type 1 fibroblast growth factor receptor binding; growth factor activity; type 2 fibroblast growth factor receptor binding
Source: RefSeq, a predicted model, not a curated record
CAGCGGCGGCGGCGGCGGCGGAGGCGGCGGAGGCGCCCGGUCCUGGCCGCGCGGAGCGGACAUGUGCAGGCUGGGCUAGGAGCCGCCGCCUCCCCCCCGCCCAGCGAUGUAUUCAGCGCCCUCCGCCUGCACUUGCCUGUGUUUACACUUCCUGCUGCUGUGCUUCCAGGUACAGGUGCUGGUGGCCGAGGAGAACGUGGACUUCCGCAUCCACGUGGAGAACCAGACGCGGGCUCGGGACGAUGUGAGCCGUAAGCAGCUGCGGCUGUACCAGCUCUACAGCCGGACUAGUGGGAAGCACAUCCAGGUCCUGGGCCGCAGGAUCAGUGCCCGCGGCGAGGAUGGGGACAAGUAUGCCCAGCUCCUAGUGGAGACAGACACCUUCGGUAGUCAAGUCCGGAUCAAGGGCAAGGAGACGGAAUUCUACCUGUGUAUGAACCGGAAAGGCAAACUCGUGGGGAAGCCUGAUGGCACCAGCAAGGAGUGUGUGUUCAUUGAGAAAGUCCUGGAGAACAACUACACAGCCCUGAUGUCGGCCAAGUACUCUGGCUGGUACGUGGGCUUCACCAAGAAAGGGCGGCCACGGAAGGGCCCCAAGACCCGGGAGAACCAGCAGGACGUGCACUUCAUGAAGCGCUACCCCAAGGGGCAGGCAGAACUACAGAGGCCCUUCAAGUACACCACAGUGACCAAGAGGUCCCGGCGGAUCCGCCCCACGCAUCCUGGCUAGGCCGGCCUGCCGUGGCCCCCGGCGGCCCCAGCCCACACUCACACUCACAGAGAACUGCAUCAGAGGAAUAUUUUUACAUGAAAAAUAAGGAAGAAGCUCUAUUUUUGUACAUUGUGUUUAAAAGAAGACAAAAACUGAACCAAAACUCUUGGGGGAGGGGACGUGAUAAGGAUUUUAUUGUCUUAAAAUCCCCUAUGACAAAACACUCACGCAAAGGGAUGGUUGUCAACCCACAGGUGCUUGUCUCUCUCUAGGAACAGACAACUCUAAACUUGUCCUCGGAGGAGGAUUUGAAUGAGGAAAACGACAGUCUCAGAAACCAAAGUCCUUUUUCCCAAAGGUUCUGAAAGAAAAAAAAAAAGCAAAAACCCAUAAAAAAACAAAAAACAAAAACAAAGACAAAGAGAAAGUAGUAACCCCCCAACUGCCCUCUUUCCCAAUCCCCUAUCCCUGCCCCAAAGUCCAACAAAAAUCGCUCUCUGGUUUGCAGUCAUUUAUUUAUUGUCUGCUGCAAGCUGUCCCGAGACACCGCGCAGGGAAGGUGCGCCCCUGGGAAUUCUCGGCGCCUCGACUUCCGACGACAGACGGCCUCGUCCAAUCAUGGUGACCCCGCAUUGCUCUCAGUUCUGGAGGAUGCUGCUAUCACCCUUCCGUGACUCACACGACCUAGUACACCAAUGAUAAGGGAAUAGUUUAAAACCAGCUAUAUUAUAUAUAUUAUAUAUAUAUAAGCUAUUUAUUUCACCUCUCUGUAUAUUGCAGUUUCAUGAACCAAGUAUUACUGCCUCAACAAUUAAAAACAAUCAACGAAUUA